Messenger RNA from Fusarium odoratissimum NRRL 54006, 273 nucleotides. RefSeq lists its product as uncharacterized. NCBI's taxonomy places the organism in Eukaryota, Fungi, Ascomycota, Sordariomycetes, Hypocreales, Nectriaceae. The transcript is spliced from 2 exons. The record is from RefSeq and is a predicted model, not a curated record. The coding region runs from base 1 to 273 and encodes 90 amino acids.
AUGCGCGAUGUUUUACCACUGGCUACUGGUCGCGAAGCCUGGGGCAAGUAUAUCUGGUUGAAUGAAGAGGUGAUUGCACAGGAAGAGGCAUGGGGCACAGCUCUGGAUAUCCAGUAUAUCAGGCAGCUCUACCAGGGCUUCGGAUGGCUUCUUGCCUUUAGGAGAGAUGAAGCUUUCGAUGCAGUCGACCAGCUGAUGGACAAACUUGCAGAACAUAGGAACGAAUGGGAGCCCACGGAGGAGGAUUGGGACGAUGACGAUCACUGGUGUUGA